GUUUGCUUCAUAUGUCUUAAUGAGAGCAGUCUCUGGAUAAUUGCAAGACAAUAAAUAUAAAGGCUUAAAUGACAGUGCCUAGGUGGAUUUGAUAAAUGUCUACGUAUAACAUCAUUAUUGUACAUAUCAACAGUUGAAGGAAUACAUGUACUUUGGGUUUAGAAGCGAAGAGACAAUGUACCCAUACAGUGAAAUAACGUCUGACGGCUACUCACUAUCUUUGAACGAAGGCAACGGUCACUCCUGCGCUUACGCCUCAGCGCACUGCCGAGGCCGAAACGACCAGGACGCUGAACGCAACGACGCCAUGAUCAUCGGCACGAACAACGCUUCCAUGACGGGAUCGCUCGACAACGGCUAUAGCCAUCACCACCAUCACCACCACCGGCACUCGCACGUCCUGGCCCCCGUCGGCGGGGCGGAGCACGGCGAGCGACGAUGCUUGCUGUGGGCGUGCUCGGCAUGCAAAAAGAAAAAGAAAUCGAGCCUCUUCGACAAGCGGCGGGCGGCGACGCAACGGGAGAGACGGCGACUCUGCAAGGUGAACUCCGCCUUCGAGAUCCUCAAACAGCGGACUUGCUCAAAUCCAGAACAACGGAUGCCAAAAGUGACUAUUUUGAGGAAUGCUAUACAGUAUAUCGAAAGAUUGCAAUUGAUGUUGCACGAAGCCGAUGACCAGGAGGCCUAUUUGAGCUCGUAUGGGGGCAUGGAUUGCAGGGAUAUUGAUCUAUGUGAUGAGAUAAGGCACGGAGGAGGCAUGAUGAAUGGAGGGAAUCAUCCGAGUCUUGGGCAUGAGACUAGCUGUAGAAGAGUUAAAAUCGAGGAUCGAGUCUCUAGCUUGGACUCCCUCUCACUGAUGGUAGAUAACAUCAACACACCUUGUACUUUUCCAGGAGGAAAGGAAUGUCGGGACAAGGACAAGGGCGCCACCUAG
Messenger RNA from Strongylocentrotus purpuratus (purple sea urchin), 934 nucleotides. Its product is annotated as myogenic factor 6-like. Gene Ontology annotation, biological process: muscle organ development; regulation of transcription by RNA polymerase II; positive regulation of myoblast differentiation. The record is from RefSeq and is a predicted model, not a curated record. The coding region runs from base 146 to 934 and encodes 262 amino acids. NCBI's taxonomy places the organism in Eukaryota, Metazoa, Echinodermata, Echinoidea, Camarodonta, Strongylocentrotidae. The transcript is spliced from 3 exons. Gene Ontology annotation, molecular function: RNA polymerase II cis-regulatory region sequence-specific DNA binding; DNA-binding transcription factor activity, RNA polymerase II-specific; protein dimerization activity.